Messenger RNA from Spirodela intermedia, 12171 nucleotides. The record is from the annotation of a GenBank genome assembly. NCBI's taxonomy places the organism in Eukaryota, Viridiplantae, Streptophyta, Magnoliopsida, Alismatales, Araceae.
AUGGCUUCUGCCUCCUCGAAGAAACAGCGGAGAAGUAAUGAGGGGGAAACCCUGACCCUGAACCAGCUGAGGACCCUUGGGGAGCAGCUUCUCUCUUCAAAGGCUCAUGUCAACAACCUCCCCCGCCUCUUGUCGUUCCUAUCCCCUUCCUCUCCUCUUCAGUUCGUUCUCGAGUCCCUCCUCACGCUCCAGUCUUUCUUCAUCACGCUCCUCCCAGAGAUACAGUCAUCUCCUUCCCCUCAGAAGUUUCUGGCCCUCGAAUUACCCAGAAAGGAUGAAGAGGACCCGGAAGCAGUCUACAGGGUGUGGCUCCGGUCCCGGUUCGACGAGUUCGUCAACUCGCUCAUCCAGUUGGCCGUCUUUCCUCGGACGGAAGAAACCAUAAAGGUACGGAGGCAGAAUUUAUUUAGUCCCGGUAGUUCAAAUUUAAUGCCUCUUCUUCCUCUGUUGAAGCUUGGAAGGCCAGUUAUUGUUGAUCCUGAUUAGUUGUAUUAACUGACUCCCUCGUCGAUAUAAUUUAUUCAAUUAUAUUUUAUUAGUUUUUCAUUUUUUUUACUUUUGCAAAUUGUUCAGGAUGUAGUUUUGGAUGCGCUGAUGGAGUUUAUUAAGCUAGGAAAAGGUGGAAGAUUUCAGUCGGCGAUUUAUCACAAGCUUAUUCACAGUCUUGUAAGUCAUUUCUUGAAAAUGCGGCUGAUAGAGUUUGGUUUUAUAGAUUCAAUCAUUAAAAUCAUCAGCUACGGAUAAUGUAUAAUAAACCUUUAUUCGAUGUACAUCUACUCUGGUGGGUUCUUCGUUUGAGUCUAAUUCUUGAAUAAACUUCCUUUAUCUAAGUGCAGAAAUUUGUUGUUCCUUUAAUUUUUUUAGGAAAGAGUGCAUGGCAUAUCUAUAUGCAUCAUCUAAAUUUAACCCCGACUAGCUAUCCCAAAACAAGAUAGGUCCAUUGCUGGUCUUAUAAAAUUAUUUUAAAUGAUACAUAAUGAAAUAAAUAAGUACCGCUGUUUGGUACAAUUGUAAAAAAAAAUUAUAUCCUCCUUUUAAUUGUUCUGUCUCCAUCGAAAUUGUCAGAAAAAUAUAUAGGAUAACAUUUGAAUGAUCAAAAGCGAAUGCAUAAUUCUAAAUUCAAUUUCUUGGAAAAAUGUUGUCGUGGUUUUCUUAAUUAUCAUUAUGCUCGUCAUUAUCUAUCUGAGCUUUAGAAUGGGCUUCCAUGACUGACUGAACUGGAGCAAGGUUUUCAUAGGGGAAAAGGCACUCUGUUCAUCAGGGGUUGACUUGAGAAGAUCAGGCGAAGACUCUAAUGGGCUCUGAACCUAAUGAUGGGCUCAUGUCUACUAUUGCAUAUCGAUGCAUCUAAAUUGCCAAAAUUUAAAAUUUAUGUCCCUUUUGAUGCCGCCCUUGCGAACCGAACCACUGAUUUCUGAGACAGCAUUGGGUGGGACGGAAUAGAGUCGGAAGAAAAGAGAAUUGGAGAAAAGCCACGCUGCUCAUCAGGGUUUGAUUUGAACACAGCUGGCGAAAACCCUAGUUUUGUUCUGGACUUUAUGAGGGGUUCAUGUCUGCUUACACUUCAAUGUAUCUAAAUUGCCAAAAAUUAGCAUUUACUUGGCUUCAGAUGCCGCCCUUGCUAACCCGAUCACCAAUUGCUAGCAAAACAUUGGGUGGUUAAUACAGUGAAGGAAAACCGAAAUUAAUUCCUUUGAUGGUGUUACAUAUCUUGCAUAGUGACAAAAAAAGCUUAAAGAAGGGCCAACUUCGUGAGUGGUGACGGCUGUUUAUGGAAUCGAAUUUGUAGCUGUGAUCCACUGAAAGGUUCGUGAAUUCUUUCAUCUCCCCAGAAAUCCUUCUAGAGUUUGUUAACUCAACGAGACAGUUUUCUGAUUAAUAUGAUUCCAUUUUUCUUUACUAAAAUCAGAGAACUUUGGUUGAUAACCCUAAUUUUCCCUCUUCUUAUCUGCUGCUGUUGAUGUUGAUGAAUUGAAUGAGCUUGCUAGUUGACCAAUGCUAUGGGUAUAACCUAAGUUACACAUGAUUAGUUCAUAUGAUUUGAUUUUUUUUAAGUCAACAAGUGGACAUGAAUAAUGAUUUGAAGAAUUUCAUUUAAUGCUGGAGGUUAAAAUCAGGUUUGUGGGUUUUCAACUAUCUCUUCGUUGAUAAACGUUUUGAUCUGUGUGGAAUUCGCUGGAUUCAUCAGUGAGGAAAGAGCAUUUGCCCUGCAACUGUCCUGUAUUAUUUGGUUGAGUUCAAGAUUCAGACGCAUCAGCUUCAUCAGUCAACAUAACGUUUCAAACUUUUCUGACAAUAUUUUCAUUUCUGUCUGCUACGAUAUGCGUGACUCUUCCCAGAAUGAAGCUUUUUUAGAUGGUCCUUGAGAUCAAUUUUGGUUUAGUUUGUUAUCACUUCUGCGCGUGCACCUUUAUUGUCUUUUGUUCCAGAACCAUUUAUUUUCUUAAUUUGAUUUACUACUUUAUGUGAUGCAGGUUCAUUCCGCAUCUUCUGUUCAGCUUACAGUUGACCUACUUGUGACAAAAUACUUAAAGUUUAUUGAUGUUCGGUAUAUUCCAAUAACUCGGAACUAUCUUAUUAUAAUUUAGUGCUAUAGGCGUCGUGCAUUUCAAACAUGUUGUUUGCCUACCUUACAAAUGUCUAUGAAUAAGAUUCUUUACUCAUUUUAAGGAGUGUCUUUCUUGUUUGAUGCCAGCCAUUUCAUUGUUCUGCAUUCAAUGAUGAACAUUUGGAUCGCUAUUUUCUGUCCAUUAUUUCUCACAAGUUCCUCAUAUUAUUGACAUAAUUGAUUGGAAACUUGCAUAUUUUGUGGCGUCUCAGUGGUACUGGUUAGAAUGCACUUUGAAUAUGAGUGACCAUCACUACUAUAAUAGCAAGAUAACUUGCAUUUUUUAUUCAACUCUAACCCCUUUGUGUCUUUCCGUCUUUCCCAUAUGGCUGCAUAGUUUACACUAAUUUCACUUUAGAUGCGCCUGCCUCUAGCUUCCCACUUUAAUUGACCAGCUUCUUUAUCCUUCAGUUUCAAGCCUUUUCUCCGUUUUCUUUCAUUCAAAUCUAGAAUGACUUUUUUGAAUUAUCAAGUAUUUGGUUGAAAUGACCCAAUUCUAAAUUUAUCAAGAAACCAUAUCAGCAAUCAACUACCUUUGUUAGAAACUUAAGUCUAAUAGUUAUAACUACUAUCAUGGCUUCAAAUGUGCUCCAGCAUAGAUUGAUGUUUGUUCGGAUAUCUAGCACAAUUAGAAUGAUUCUGGAUGAAGCUUCAUUUAUCACAAAUUUGGUGGAUUAAUGAUUGCUAUACUCUCUCAUGACAAUUACUUGUGAUAUUGAUUCUUGUGUGAUAGUAUGUUGGUCUCCCAUGAUGACCCCUAAGGUUGCUUAGCGGGUUAGCCGUUUAUAGAUGUUGAAUUGUCCAGUCAAUUUAUACAAUGAAGUCAAUAUUUGGUUAUUCUUCGUAGUUCUUUCUUAUGAUUGCAGAUAUUUCACCUACACGAGUUUGGGGAAGGUUACAAAGAGUUAUGAGUCAACAUGUCGCAGUGGUAAGUAUUUAUCGUGGUCUUUAUGGCUCCCUGAGGUCGCUUAAAUUUAGAGGUCUCCAUCAAUUUGUGCAAUCCUUGGGUUUAUUAGCGCUCAUGUUUUCUUUCGAAAAUCUUAAGCUUUGAAAUUUAUCCCUGCGUAUUUGUUUCUGUUUUUUUGACUUCUCUACUGUCUACUUCCGUCAGAGGAUGGAGAAAGGAAUCCAGAAAGUGGCGAUGUAUCAGGAAGAAGGUAAAGACUAUAUCUCUAUCUAUAUCUCGCUCUAUGUGGUUUAUAUGUUCUCCGUCAGCGGCCAUUUCUGGACUGACACCCGUAAUUCUUCCUAGCAUGUGAACAUGUUUAUGAUUUUUUUAUUUCAGAGUUCGUUUCCCCUUUAUCAGUUUACCCUUUAGUGACUUAAGAGUCAAGUUGCUUACAUUCUUAGGAUUUUUCCUUCAUGGUAUUGUGACAGUUUUGCCUUUUGUGUACUUUAAGAGACAGCAUGUGGUAUGAAGUGAUCAGAUGACCUCUAAAAUGAUCACUGUACAUUGCUAAUCCUAGUUGUUUUUCACUAAGCAAACUAGUUCGCUAUUAUUAAAGCAACACAGUACAUAGCUAAAAACUUGAUGUUGGAUUAUAGUCAAUAAUUACCUCUUAUAAGAAGGUAUCUACAUGAUCACUGUAGCUAAAAAGGAUUAGCAUGAAAUAUGAACAGUUCAGGUCACAUAAAUGAGACAUGUCAUCUUUGUUCUGCAAGAAGUUCAAUGAACAGUUGGUUUUCCUUGUUCUCCACUUGUCACAUUCCCUGCUGACUUUAGUUCAGUCUGGUUUUCUGAUCAUACAUGUAUUGUCUCUUUGACAACAAUGUGCACUUUCACAUUCUUUAGAAUGUGAUGCUAACAAGUCUGACAUUUGUUCUUUACAUAAAUGGUGCUUUUCAAAACAAAAACCGUCUCUUAAAACUGAGCAUAUCAGAUUGGAGACUGCUAUACACAAUAUUUACAACAUUCUUUCCCACAUUCCUGUAUCAGAUGCCCUGCUGAGAAUCAUGUCAUGAGAUGUGGAGUCAAUAGGUGUACUAUAAUUCCAAUUUUAAAAUUUUAGUUCGUGGUACUACGUGAUCCUUUAUUGCAUUAUCUUUUCUGGUGAUUAUUCUAAUACAAUCUUCUGUGCUUAUUUAUUGACCUGCUAUCUCCACGGUAAUGUCACAGACGCUCAACAUUAAAGAACCAGAAAAAUGGUCAAUGUAACGAAUGUAUCCUCAUGUGAUGGUUAAUAAAAGGAAGACACCUGUGAUUGAUUGACAUUCUUUGAAAAUAAACAGUGCUGCGUAAGUGCUGUUCCGAAAAUGUAGUAUCGAGUCGGGUGGUUUGUGACCAUGAAAUGGGAUCUAAUAUCUGUUGAUAUGAAAGCACCGAUACAACUGAUCUGUUGGAUAUGAUGUUAGUGUGAUUCUUUCAACCAUAUUCCUGUGUUUUUUGUGAAGAAUGUGAAAAAUAUUAUCUUAAAAAGUGUAUGCUACAAUGAGAACAUCCUUUUAUACCUCUAUUCAGUCAUUGUUUUUCGGAAUUGGCCAAUCAUUUUGUCAUCGGAUCUGACCCUACGAAAGAGGAAACAAAGCCCUCUCUGCUUCUUGCUCUCCGGUGAUGACUGUUGCUGGUUACCUGUUACAACUCCUCGCCGCCAGCACUUCCAGCCGGUGCUGCAGGUGCCUGGCCACAAGUUAUCACCCUCUACCAGUCGUUCGUUUGAGUUUCAGAACUCUUUGGGGAACGAUAAUUAUAUUAAGUUUACAUUUGAUGCAACUCUUCUCAGCAUUCGUAAUGUAUUUAAACUUUGUCCGAGCACCCACAGGUAUCAAGUUUGGUUUUUGGGGUACUUUGGGGAGUUUACCCUUUGGCCAAACCUUCUAUAUGCUUAUUGCACUUGUGAAUUUUUGGGUUAAAAAUGCCUAAAUACUUUAUUGUUAAAAUAUUUUUAUUUUUUGACCUGGUUGGCAUUUAUCUAGAUCAGAUAUUAAUCCCAAUCCUGGCUGGAUCAAACCUUACUAACCCAGCAGUCUGAUACUCCUCAGAUUGUCAUAUUUGAUCUCUUUCUUUCAUUUCAUCAGUGUUUGUUGGCAAUUUUAUCCUUGACCGGCUUCAUCAAAAGGUGAACGCUAUUGUUAAGAUCAUUUUUUUCCCAGUUUCUACUAGCAGAACAUGCAUGAGAAAGGUGAUGGUGAUUUUUUUUCAUCUCCAUUCUUUUUUUUUCUUAUUCUUCCCUUGCAUUCAUUCCUUCAUUUCCAAGGGUGGCCAAAAGUAAAUGGAAAAUUUUAAAAUGCCCUUAUUAGUUGGCCUCUCACGAGUGGCAUUCGUUGAUCUAGGGGAACACAGUGCUCUCUAAAUCCGACCGUUAACAGCUGCAUGCCUAAGCUCCUGGUUGUUUCUGAAUUUUCCUACCACCUUAUUCCCUAGGCAAUGCCUUGAAGACUGACAAUGUGCAUCCAUGAUUAUCCUUUAUAUCCUCCCCUGGUUGGAUGGUUUUGGAUGUUUAUGUCCCAAUAAUGAUAUUUUUUAUUGGCAUAUCACCGAUGCCUGGAGCCCUGCUUGAGAAUGAUUUUUCACAUUACUUCUGAGCAUUGCAAGCCUAUUUGUUUCUUUUAAAGAAUGCCAUAAAUACUUUUCAAAAACUUGCUGAUGAUUUUCUCUGAUUUCUCUUGACGGUUUGAUGUUCGUCUUCUUUAUUUAAUUUCUAUCACUGGUCUAUUGGUAGUUUUUCUGCUUUUGUCUGGCGUGUUUUUCUUUGAAUACCCUUAAUACGGAUACAUUCUUACAUUCUUCAAUGUUGUCUUGUAUUCUUUAUCCUCCAUUCAUAACCAACAGUCGUUGUGGAAUGUUGUUUGCUAAAUGUUUUUGGAAUUUCCUGGUGUAGGACUUCUAUCCAAAGAGACAGAAAAUACAUCAUCCUCUGAGGCCUUGCCUGUGAACGGUGAUCCUAAGAGGUCAAAAAUGGUAAAAACCAAAGUGCCUGUCAUUGCUUUCCUCGUUGAUAUCUUGUUUGGAACGAACUAUUUACGUCCAUUGUUCAAAGUCUAAUUGUAUUUUUGUCGUCCAAAUGUAAUUUGUUCACCUUUUUAUGUUUUUAAAGUUUAUUCAAUGCUAUAUGAAAUGAUGGAAAAUGUUAUGACCUAGAAAUUAUGCAGAUGUAUGCUUAGAAGUUAUAUGUGAGACCAUUCAUUUCAGAGCUUACGUCCCAUCAUAAUAAAAGAUCCUACCACGUUGAUCUCUUUCAGAUCUCAUCCUUCUUUUCAGCACUCAUCAGGAUGUUCUCCAUGACUUUUGUAUGAAACUUAUGCAUGUGUGUUCCUCCUACCAAAUAGAUGCCACCCCUCCUUGUGAGAGACCGGUAGUGAUCUCUCUUUUAUCCAUGAUUCAUUCCUUUUAUGUAUGACAUUCUUCCUUCAGUAUAUGAUUUUAUUUGUUGACCAUUCCUGGGAUUGUUGUCCGUUCAUAAUAUUUUUCGUCAUAUACACAGGUCGGUUCUUCAACUCAUAUCACCAAAAAGUUUAAGGCGAAAUUUACUAAAGCAUGGAUUUCAUUUCUUAAACUACCACUCAGUCUUGAUGUGUAUAAGGAGGUAUUAUUUUUCAUGGCAAUAAUUUUACUUUCUAUUGUGGUUUUAUCAGACUGGUUCCCUUAAAUUUUCACUCAAUUGCUUUCAAGUGGUGUCAAAUGAUACCUCUUAGUAAUUUCAAUGGUUUAUCAGUUUGCCUCCUGAUUGAAGUUGAAAUAUAGUAACAGGGUGUUUAAUUAUUUGAUUUUCCAUGUGCACAUUCCCUACUCAGCUCAUAGUCAGCGUUGUUCUCUUCUGCUCAUCAUCUCACAUUUUUGUAACACGUCUUUAGUGCUAAUGUUCAGGUUCUUGUUGCUCUUCCUCAAAUGGUAAUCCCUCAUGUUGCCAAUCCUGUUAUAUUAUGGUAAGCUGUGUCAUGAAAUUGUUUUUAGUCGGGUCAUGGACCAUCUGUUUGAAGACAUCUUGUGACAUUCUAAUCUAUUAUCAUUUGUCAAUCCUCAGUGAUUUCUUGACAAGGUCGUAUGAUAUUGGAGGCGUUAUCAGUGUAAUGUCUCUCAGCAGUCUCUUCAUUCUUAUUACACAACAUGGUGUUGAGUAUCCAAAUUACUACGACAAGCUAUAUGCAUUGUUGAACCCAUCAAUUUUUCUGGCCAAGCACAGGGCCAGAUUUCUUCAGGUGAAUCUUAUCAAGAAAACACGAGUGCCUGUUUUUAUUUUCCAGCCGCAGAGAUUUAGAAAAAGCAUAUAGUUUUAGUGAAAGAUGGUAUAUAUUUUCCAUUUUAGAUGUACUGAUAUUGUAAUGCCAUGGAUUCUGUGAAACAAUUGUGAUAUCAUGCAAUGACUUUUUUAAUCAUGUAUAUCGUUUUUCACAGGUGACUGUAAUUGUCACCCCUUCAAAUGUGGGGAUUAUUUCUGCUUCAAUAUACGCCCAUUAAGGUCAAUGGAAUUCCAGCUUUGUUUUAUUUUCCCUUAAAAAAUAAAUUGUAAUGUAAGAAAUCAUGUAAUGUAAAUCUAAACUUAGUAAGUGUGAUGAUAACAAAGAAUGAUGAACAUCAACAUAAGAAUGAAGCUUUAAAUGAUUAUUAAACAUUUAUAAUGGAGGAAUCAUACUUUCUGUUUAAAAUCCUUGAGAAGGUUUGGUAAAACGUAGCAUGUGAAUAAUCUCUUUCCAGAUGCACAGCCUUUCAUCAAUUGUAUAUGUAUGAGUGUUGGGAGAGAGAGGAUCUUAGGAUGUCUUGAAAUUCUCAAGAAAUAAGAAAGGUAUCUAAAUCUUGUAGAUAAAGGGUUUCACUUCGGGGUCUUUUAGUGAUAUUUAACACUUGAUAGUUUCCUUAUUGAAUUCCGAAGUCAAAGAUCUUUUCUUCCUAAUUCAUAGACAAGCCUUAAGAGCAACAAGUGAAUUUGAUGCAAAAUAUUCUAAAUGAUCACUCUGUCUCUCUAGAAAAAGACAUUUGUUAGUUUUUAAGUCUCCUAAGCUUCUAUUUCACCAAGGUAUAAUGACGUGUAUUUAAUCGCAUACUUUUUAAAUGGAGCCCCUUAAUUUCGGGAAUAUUCCAUGAAGAUAGAUUGUUCUGUCUUUUUAGAAUCAAGAAGAUUGUGAUCAUAUGAAAUAAGACAAACCAUCGUGCACGAGAAAAUGUCAUUUUAUUUAUAAAGAGAAACAUGCCAGCAUUGUUUUAUCCCAUUGUAAGCCGUCAUUUGAUGGGCAUAAUUGGCAUCUGUGCUUGAAUUAUGUGCCUAGAUACCAUUAUUUGAUGUGGAGCAAACUGCAUUGACUGAAUGGACUGUCAUUUUGUGAACUAAAUUAAAGUAGCUUUUUGUACUGAAUGUUUGUAUGAAAGGGAAUUUAAUACAUAUGUGCUGAUUUCUAACAGUCUUCUGUCCCAUGCUUUGCAGCUCUUGGAUACUUCAUUGAAAUCAUCACAUCUUCCGGCCUACGUAGCUGCUGCAUUCACAAAGAAGUUAAGCAGAUUGACACUUUCCGCACCUCCUUCAGGAUCUCUUGUCAUAAUUGCAAUAAUUCACAAUCUUUUGCGGAGACACCCCUCAAUUAACUUUUUGGUGCAUCAGGUAAGAAGCACCCCAAGAUCAAGAAUUAUAGAUUUUUUUCAUAAAGGAAAUGUGUAGAUCUUGUUAGCUACUGUCCAAACUUAAAACAUCAUCCUUCAACAUCCGCAAUAUUCGAGUAGUUUUUUUUUAAUAUCCAUGUUGUUUAUAUUUUUUCUUCCCCUGUGGGACCAAUUGUUCAUUGUAGAAAAUACUAACUUUAUGGUGCUGUUUCCUUGUUCGCUAGCCUCGAUGAACAUAUCAUUUUUACUGGCGUUCGUCGUUUCUUUUCGUGUGGUUUUUUUGUUUUUGGUUCAGCACUUAGCACCGUGUUGGUAGCAAGGUACUAAUUUUGUGAUUCAUCUUUGUCGUGUGGUUUUCUGUUCACCAAAUGUUCUUGCCUGGCUGUUACUUCCGAUCUCCAUCAAGGUCUGGUACAUACAUGCCCGACUUCAGGGGCUCCUGACCUUGAAGAUCAGUUGGGGCUUAACUCUAUCUUACUCGCCCAUAUGAAAUCUUGAAAUGAAGGUUGUAUAUUUACUGCAGUAAUGUGAUUUUAAGUUCUCACUGUGAAGCGUUGGGCUCCUAAUAAAAGGCUUAUUGAGAAGAUUGGUGUAUCUGAGACGAAAAUGUUUGUGGAGACAAAUCAUUGGCUUCUUUUAGUAACAGUAAGGAUAACAACAAUAUAGCAUGAUGCUCUUAUUUGCGUGUUCAAGUAAUGGCAUUUUAUGAGGUCGCAAUGUGAUGAGAAUCAGGAUUUUCUGGCAAGAAUUUUUUGGCUUCAGAGUUUCUGAAAGCGAUUGACCGGAGGAUGUGAGGAAAAGCCUAGUAAUUGGCCCGUGACUCUCGGUUUCUAAGGGAACUAUGGCAACAUGCCUGGUUGUCGUUGUGUGAUCUUCCGCAGCCCUGUGCAGCGUGCCAUUCUGGAAUGACGUUGUUCAAUGCAUUUUUAGGAUUUAGACGAGCAUAGAUAAAAAAAAAUAAAAUUGAUGAUUUAUAUUGGUGAAGAAGUUCGUCAGUUAUCCAAAAACUUUUCAUGAUUUAUAUUUUUUGUGAAUAUUUAGAAAUUAUAUUGAUAUAUUUCCUUUUUACAGCCCGUUGGUGAUGAAAAACCAGAACAUUCAUCAAAUGGAGCUGAUGAAUCUAUUGAAGAUGGUACAAAAUCUGGUACUGGUCCAAGAAUGGGUGGCAUGAAGCGAGGCAAGGAUCCAUUCAACAUUGAAGAGACUGACCUUGUGAAGACGAACGCCAUGAGUAUGCUACUAUAUUUAUCUCUGUUAGAGAUUUCUAUUCUCUUCUUAGAGCCAAAUGCCACGACUUUACUUUCUUGUUUAAAAACCGAUAGUUAGUGAGUAAAUAAUGAUCAAGUUGAAAGACAGGCCUGAGCUUUAUCUGGAGUCACUGGAGCCUGAUACAGUUGAUCACUCUCUGCUCCACCUCCCAAGGCAACAUAAUGCGUCAACAUUAAUUUAAUGGGAAAUAUUCCCCAAGGGUAUUGAGAAAGGUUGAAAUGAAAACAAAGGAGCUGAAAGCAAGCUGUGGAUGAACCAGAGGCUUUAUUUGUUCAACUAUUCCAUAAGCACUGAAACCAAUAAGUGGCGCCUAGCUCUUUUUUAUUAUUAUUCCUCCUUUCAAAGCCAUGGUGAUGUUAAAGCUAUGCGAGCAAGCAAUGGGUGAACCAGAGGCUUUGCAUGUUCCUACCUGAUUUCGACGCACAAAAAUGUUUUGAAGAACAAUCUAAAAAAUACCCAGAUUUUCUCGUUUACUCUGUCAGGGUUUAGAGAGGCAUGCCAAGGCAAAUUUGGGGUUUUUUAGUGCAAGGAAGAUCGAGAACAAUCUGAUUAAUGACAAAACAUGGCAUUAUAGGGGGGAACAAAUCGCAAAUCUCCUUCUUUUGGUCUCUUCUCCUUAGAUGUCAUGAAGUUAGGCCCUGAGCAAGUUUGCCGUUUUUCUUCAAGCUCAUCAUAGCCUCUGUUGCUUGCAUUACCAUUCACAAUUUCGGUGUCCACAUGAUUUUGACAUGAAUGUCGUAGCAUGAUUUCCUUUAUUACCAAUUCGGGUGCCCAGUAUUCUUCUCUGUAAGCUACACCUCGCGAAAUUGAAAUCAUGGUUCUUCGUAGUUAUUGGAUUUUGGCUGAUGCACGGCCUAUUUUCCGAGGCCCCGGUGAAUUGGAGUUACAUGUACGUACUUGUAAUUUGAUGAUUAAAGAUUCCAUUUCUAGGCCUUCAUCUCGUCGGUUACUAUCUUCAGAAAGGAGAAAGGUAGAAUUGUGGUGAUCAUAGCACCCAUAGGACGAAUAACCAUAUUUAUUUAUUUAUUUAUUUAUUUAUUAGUAUUAUUAUUAUUAUUAUUAUUAUUAUUAUUAUUAUUAUCUGUCGAAGUUGGUGUUUCUAUGAUCUUACGAUUUCUUUUCUUUUUUUGAAAAAAAAAGGGUUUGAUCGAGCUCAGAAUUCUAUCUGGGCCUCCAUUAGUUCUUCUGAAAUAGUCGUCCGAUCAGUGUUUAACUGUUGUUGUAUGGUUUUUUUGAUGAGAUCCUGCUUGUCUCAGGAAGCUCUCUUUGGGAAGUUGACACCAUGCGCCACCACUACUGCCCAGCCGUUUCGAGGUAUUUUCCUUCGUUGCAGUCUAUCAGGCGUGGCUGGAAUCUCCCAUACCAGACCAUUACCCGAUACCAUCCAUGACCCUUCUUCCCGGCAGAUUUGUCGCAUCGCUCGAGACUGAUCUCACUGUGAGAGCAAAGACCUCCGAAGUGACUGUGGCAGACUUCUGCUCCGGUUCCUAUUCCUCCAUCUUCAGAGACGAGGUGAGCAGUCCGCGGCUGUUAUCCAAUCGAUCAUUUGACGAUCUUCCUCUGUUUUUUGAGAAAACAAAGACGAACCCACAAUCGUUGUUAUGAUUUUGCUAUAGAAAUAACGUUCUGACGAGCUCUUCCCGACUGAAACAUGCAGAUCAAGAAGCGGAUUAAACAGGUACCGGUGGCGUUCUACAAGGCGACCCCGGCCUCCCUGUUCUCGGCGUCGGACUUUGCGGGCUGGUCGUUCGGGGAAGAAUCAUGA